GAAUAACAACUACAAGAUGAUCUUUGGAAGUGGAACCAAACUUCAUGUAAAUGGCAAGGAGGACAAGGAGCCGUCCGUCUACAAACUGAACGAUGAACAAGACACCACAAAGGCAUGUCUCGCCACCGGUUUCACCAGAAUCAACAAGCUGAACACCACCACCUUCCCGCUUUUCAACGGGACGGAGGCUGUCAUGGCGUUAGAAGAAGGAGAAGAACAGAGUGAAUCAGUGUACACCCAAGUGGUUACCUUAACGACUCAGACUGAAACACAAUGUGAUCAAUUGGCGGCUGUGUCUGGUGGUUGUGGAGAUUCUUUGGAGGGAGAUCUGCUGGUGAACCUGAUGUCUCUGACGGUGAUCGGUCUGCGCCUGAUCUUCAUAAAGACGGUCAUCUUUAACGUCCUGAUGACCUUCAGACUGUGGAUCAGCCAAUAAUCCCUACAGACCAGAGGCAGAGAAAGCAGAGGUGACGGACGUACAGAAGCUCAGAAGUGUCGCCUUCAUGUCGUCUCUUUUGUUUAAAAUGUAAAAUUAAAUGUAGAAAUAUCAAAGUGACGGUUCAUGUGUUCAUAUAGUCACACUUUAAACUGAAACAGAAGCUUCUCUUUAAAUAUCAUAUCACUCUGAUGUUUAAAAUCUUUAUUUUUCUUAUUUUGAUGAAUGAAUUUUGUUGACUUAUGAAGUUUUAUCUUUAACUGGUUGUCCUGAUGUUCGUUGAAAACGACUGAAAGUUUGUUAAAAGUUCUGAGAUUUCAAUAAAAG
Cheilinus undulatus (humphead wrasse) is the source of this 763-nucleotide messenger RNA. Its product is annotated as M1-specific T cell receptor alpha chain-like. The transcript has 5 exons. Lineage: Eukaryota; Metazoa; Chordata; Actinopteri; Labriformes; Labridae. The record is from RefSeq and is a predicted model, not a curated record. Bases 17 to 436 code for a protein of 139 amino acids.